UAUUAUUUAAUGUGUGUAUAAAUAAGCAAAUAAACUUUAUUUCUUCUCUUCACUUAACUACUAGUUCAAGUUGCAUAAAAUGGAGAAUAAUCUGGUGGGAUAUAGAUUUAGUCCUACGGGGGAGGAACUGAUCAACCAUUACCUCAAGAACAAGAUUCUUGGUAAGUCAUGGCUCGUCGACCAUGCCAUUAGCGAGGUUAACAUCUGUCGUUACGAACCAUGGUUUUUGCCUUCAUUAUCGAAGCUCGAAUCGAAGGAUCUUGUAUGGUACUUCUUCUCUCCCAAGGAGUACACGUCUGCGAAGAAGAAUGUAACGAAGAGAACUACACCUUCUGGGUAUUGGAAAGCUACUGGUGUUGAUAGAAAAAUCAAGGAUAGGAGAGGAAAUGGUGUUGAGAUUGGUAUUAAGAAGACGCUUGUGUACUAUGAAGGUAGGGUUCCUAAUGGAGUUUGGACUCCUUGGGUCUUGCACGAGUAUCACAUCACUUCCUUGCCUCUUAAUCAGGUAACACUUCCUCAAGAGUUUUUAUUUAUUUGUUUCUCCCAAAA
Brassica napus (rape) is the source of this 549-nucleotide messenger RNA. RefSeq names its product NAC domain-containing protein 69-like. Lineage: Eukaryota; Viridiplantae; Streptophyta; Magnoliopsida; Brassicales; Brassicaceae. Gene Ontology annotation, molecular function: DNA binding. The annotation marks the transcript as partial. Gene Ontology annotation, biological process: regulation of DNA-templated transcription. The transcript is spliced from 2 exons. The record is from RefSeq and is a predicted model, not a curated record.